Mytilus trossulus (common blue mussel) is the source of this 372-nucleotide messenger RNA. RefSeq lists its product as uncharacterized. NCBI's taxonomy places the organism in Eukaryota, Metazoa, Mollusca, Bivalvia, Mytilida, Mytilidae. The record is from RefSeq and is a predicted model, not a curated record. Bases 1 to 372 code for a protein of 123 amino acids. The transcript has a single exon.
AUGACCAAACCAAUACACAGAAACCAGGGUCAAACCAAUACAUAUAAACCAUGGCCAAACCAAUACACAGAAACCAUGGCCAAACCAAUACACAGAAACCAUGGCCAAACCAAUACACAAAAACCAUCGCCAAACCAAUACACAGAAACCAGGGUUAAACCAAUACACAUAAACCAUGACCAAACAAAUACACAUAAACCAUGGCCAAACCAAUACACAGAAACCAUGACCAAACCAAUACACAAAAACCAUGGCCAAACCAAUACACAGAAACCAUGGCCAAACCAAUACACAGAAAACAUGGCCAGACCAAUACACAUAAACCAUGGCCAAACCAAUGCACAGAAAACAGGGCCAAACCAAUACACAUAA